GUCGCCCAGCCCAGCAGUCGCUCGCCCUGAUCUGGCUACUAGGCCAGCUGCGAUUCGCCCAGUUUCUCUCCCCCAGAUCCUUGUCUUCGCCAUUUCUCUACUCUUCACGUUUCGCAUCGCUGUUCGAGUCCAACAUCCGUCCUUCACUACUCCGAGCCUUGAUAUCCGACGAUAUUCUACGUAUCUAACCCACCGGCGCCGUAUUCACAGUGGUCGCUACCCAUCUCUCAUUUCCCUUCCUUCUCGCUCGACGUCGCCCGUCCCUGUGGUCGGGUCGAUCACCGUCAGGCGCUUGUCAAUGCUCCCGUCAAAGAUCUCGACUGCCUCCCGACAGUACGCCUAGCCUACGACGCUGUGUCUUCGAAUCAGACAGUCUCAUACCCCUAACAAUCUAUCCCCUGUCGAGCUGUAGACGAUAAAUAUCGGCAUUGGAGCCAGGUUUUGACUAGGAAUCCAUCCGACCCCCGACGGCAGACUCUAUCGAACGACUGCGCACCCCCAGCUGCGGACUGUCUUUGGACUUGCUGCGCUUCGCGUCACAUAUCAAGCUAUUCGCCACGCCUCGCGCGCUCCCAAACCUCGACUUGCCCUCUCUGCUCUAUUAACACACCCUUCUUGAUCAACGAGACACUUCCUUAUGCUCUAAGGCAUCGCCUCGAAUUUCUCUCAGCUCCCGUGGACAACUGUCGCAAUGAAGAGGAGGAGUUAUUGAGUCUCUUUCAAUGUCAUAAAUCGGUGCUCCGAUGGGGAGGACCACCGAAUAUACCAUAAUGGGGCCGGUUAGAGAUUCCCCAGGUCAAUCUCCUCCUUCGGCCUCCCGAUCUCUGCCCUUUCGCAAUGGUUCUAAAGCCGGCUCAACUAACCUUCGAACCCUUUAUCGCAUCUCGGCCCAAGACAUUGGUGACCACGGGCCGGAACAGCACUCCUACCACUCUGUGUCUACGGUCUUGCCAACUUCGCCAAAUCUCCCACCUACACCCCCCGGGGCGAACAAUGAAACCAGCCCGCCUGCUCCGGAAGAAGUUACUCCAUCCUCAGAUGCCGGGGUGUUUAGAUCAAACUUGGUGACGCCCAUCAACCAGAACAGCCCGCCAACCCCGGACAACACUCCUCCCCGGGAGCGUUAUGGGACACUUCCCCGGCGCCCAUUCUUGGGUCCACAGCCGUCCAUCGCCUCGACACAUGCAGAAUCCUUCAAGACCGCCCAUGAAGACUUCACGUCAGAAGGUGAAUCUGAUCGCUACACGCCACGCCCGGACAAUGGCUUUAAAUGGCCGUUGAGUUCCGUUGACAAAUUCGGUGCAGCAGCCCAUCGUCUCCGGCACAGCUCUCUGCCGCGACUGCCCCUGAUCGAGCUUUACGGAGCACAACCUGUUGUUAGUCAGUCCCCAGAGCCUCUGGUCGAUCAAUAUCACGUAAAUGCCAAUGAGAUCCGUGGGAUCUCGGAGGGUUACCCUCAACACCAGACGUCGGGAUCGAGUGGCGACGCACUUCUCAACAGCGAAGAAAUUCGCAUACAUCUUGACCCUCCUCAAGUGUCCCUGUCUGAGAGUAUCGAACCACCUCAUCUUGUCCGCCACAGCACUGGUCAGCAUAACUUGAAGCGGGACAAGAGCCUGCGUGAAAGGCUUCUUGAGGCGCAGAGCCAAGACCCAUCAGCAUCAACCGAGAAAUUUGCAAACAUUAUCGGUUGGAAUAACUCUGUGCCAAUCGACGAUGAAGCAGUCCAGGAUCGCCAAUUGGAAGUCGAAGAUAAUCGGCGUUUCUCAGGCAUCUCCACCACUUCGACUGUUGAAGCAUAUGUUAUCGAACAACACUCUUUGCCUCGCCGAAAAACGACGUUACGCCAUGUCAGCAAGCAUCAAUCUCUGCGUUCAGUGAGCUCGCCCCUACCAGCUUCGAACAGAGACUCGAUGAAUUCCGCUUCAGACUCCCCUCAUCGUCUCGUUCACAAGAAGGCAAGAUUGAGCAAUCAAAAUCGCUGGAGUUUCGGUUCCGAGGUUUCGAGGUCAUAUAGCCUGGCCUCAAGCGCCGUUCUCCCCAAGACUGAAGUGAUUCGCGUUGCGGUGAUCCCAGAGAGAAGCUCCUCCUUGAGCUCCUCGGCUCACAAUAGCCAGAGGCAGUCGGUUUCGAACAGUUCUGGACGCUCCCAGUUUCGCAAAACCUCUGACAAUCCACCCUCUUCCUGGCAACAUAAGAGGGCGUUUUCUGAAUCCUCAGAUCGUGGCAGGGAGCAAUAUCAAGCGCCUCUGAUACCUCCCAGGAGCUCCUCGCUAUCCGCACCCACGUCCAGAAGCACGUCAAGAGCCAACUCCAUUACUUCUGAGCAUCUGCACGUACGCAGACAACAGGCUGAGAAGGACUUGCGAAAGACCUUGGACAGAAUGGAGUCGGAACGACUUGUCCACAGCCUGAGAGACUGGGAGCCUGGAAAUGAGAUUCUACACUCUGAACGAAUGACUGAAAAUCGACGAUUCAACAGGUCUUCGGGGAGUCCUAAUCCGCCGUUCUCUACACUUCCGGGGAGUCUGCUAGGUGUUGCUGCAAAUGAAGGUGCGGCGGCAUCAAAUCCGCUGGGGUUGGUGAUGCCUGGAACAAAAGAAUGGGCAGCGCUCCGACCACCGUCCAUUUUUGAUACACCUUUCUCACAACCCUCUUUCCAGUCAGGUUCUCCCGAGAUCAAUGAAGCAAGGGCGAUCAACUAUUUCCCCCACAACAACUACUCCGUCCAGCUUAUUGAGCCGUUUCCUGUAGCGGAGUCGAAAGCGGUCCAAGAAGUACAGAAGCAGAACCUGCCGGAAAUCGAAGUGGAGUCCCCUUUGCGCAACCCUCGACAGCCGCCUGAGCCGCCGCGAUUCAAGCUGAUUCCCCCUACUCCUGCCGACGAGGAAGUCAAGAAGCAGUUGGGAGCUGAUCGGGCCGACUCUCUUAAACGGCCGGGCGGCUCCCGAGGACGGUCAGAAUCGUUGAUGAGCUCCAUUUCCCGCAACUUAAGCCUAAAGAACGCCCGCAAUCGCAAGGCUGAUCAGGAUCUUGACGGUAGCCUGCACCCAUUCUGGCGGCCUCGUGCCUUUUGGGACGACAUCGACCACACUCGUCCCGAAUCGCAACCUCAAGAACGCUCUCUGGAUCGAGGAGUUGUGAACAAUUCUCUGGGAUUGCCUCAGGAGAGGACGAUCAUAACUGGACCAGUAUCCCUGGUCAGACGAAUAUCGGAACGGCGCAGGCAGAAGAGAGGUGUUGUGAAACAAUCUAGCCACUCCAGCCUGGCUAAAUUGCAAGCGGGCCGCAAGCUACACAGAUUGCCAAGUUCGGCGCUGUGGUUCCACAUACCCCUGAUAGGGAUCAAGGAUAUUCAGGAAAGGCUGUUACAUGCAAAACAACGUAAGGAGGACGAGAAGAGAGAGCGAAGGAGGGCCGUUCUUCGACGCAGCAUUGGAACCUACGUCAUUUCGCAAGGAGAUUCGAGAUUCCCAGCCAGCAAUACGAGUCUUUCACGGGACGUCUGAAACGGUUUCCGCGCGGAAUACCAUUCUGGCAUCAUCAGCUUGGAGCUGGCUGUCCCGCGUCUGGACCGUGUUGAUGGGCAAGUAUCUCUCUGACCUUUUCAGGUGUGGACGAUGUCAUGUUCGACUGUAGUAUCCCGGCCCUGGUGGCUUUGGAUUUUCUUUUCGGUCGGCGCUUGGGAGGAUCUUUCUGCAGCGUGUUGAUUUAUUGCUCGACUGAGGACACCAAAGAUUUAUGUGCACGACUUGAUGUCUUGACGACUAAUGAUGGGAUGAAAUGACGAGCUGUACAACUAGAUAGCACGGCCGAACCAGAUGGAUGGCGAUUUAGCAAUUGAUUUCGAUACAUGAUUCAUGUCGUCGAGCUGUGCCCGACACUCUUCGG
Molecule: messenger RNA, 3891 nt
Organism: Cladophialophora immunda
Lineage: Eukaryota; Fungi; Ascomycota; Eurotiomycetes; Chaetothyriales; Herpotrichiellaceae
Exons: 1
Coding region: 744-3509 (921 amino acids)
Source: RefSeq, a predicted model, not a curated record